Pleurotus ostreatus (oyster mushroom) is the source of this 936-nucleotide messenger RNA. RefSeq names its product TATA-box-binding protein (gene SPT15). The transcript has 3 exons. Gene Ontology annotation, molecular function: RNA polymerase II general transcription initiation factor activity; DNA binding. The record is from RefSeq and is a predicted model, not a curated record. Lineage: Eukaryota; Fungi; Basidiomycota; Agaricomycetes; Agaricales; Pleurotaceae. Gene Ontology annotation, biological process: DNA-templated transcription initiation. Bases 1 to 936 code for a protein of 311 amino acids.
AUGUCUUUUGCUCUGCCCGCACGCCAAGUCAAUUUCGCGUCGAGGACGCACAUUACUCCUCAACAGCAGCAACAGUAUCAGCAGUACCAGGCCCAGCAGCAGGCCCAGCAGCAGGCAAAUGCGCUCGCACUUCCGUCGGGUAGCUCAUAUCUAGCGUCGGCAAACGCGAACGCGCCGUCGCGUCCUUCCCCGCUCUCCAAUCCCCCAUAUCAACCUCAGCAAUCUCAGGUCCAGGCUCAGCCACCCGCAUUGAAGUCACAAACACCACCGACCACGAACAAUGCUAUCGCUGGCCCAUCCACUCCCGCUGCCACCCCUGCCACCCCCGCGCCGCUCACUCUUGAACAGCAGCACAUCACUGCCGUCGAGGGCAUCGUCCCUACGCUGCAAAAUAUCGUCGCCACCGUCAACCUCGACUGUCGUCUUGACCUGAAGACGAUAGCCCUCCAUGCGCGAAAUGCUGAAUAUAAUCCUAAGCGUUUUGCAGCCGUCAUCAUGCGUAUCCGAGACCCAAAGACGACUGCCCUCAUUUUCGCAUCCGGCAAGAUGGUCGUCACCGGUGCGAAGUCGGAGGACGACUCUCGGCUUGCAUCGCGGAAAUACGCCCGAAUCGUACAGAAACUCGGCUUCGACGCCAAGUUCUCCGAGUUCAAGAUUCAGAACAUCGUCGGCAGUUGUGACGUCAAGUUUCCCAUCCGUCUAGAGGGUCUUGCGUACAGUCACGGACAGUUCAGCAGUUAUGAGCCGGAGUUGUUCCCGGGUCUCAUCUACCGCAUGAUCAAGCCGAAAGUCGUCCUUCUCAUCUUCGUAUCGGGGAAGAUCGUUCUUACUGGUGCCAAGGUCAGUACUGUUACAUCAUAUCCCUUUCUAAGCCGCCGUCCCUGCCGCGAAGGCUACCACUGGCCUUUGGGGUACACGGUGUGGCGGAGGCGGUGA